Messenger RNA from Oldenlandia corymbosa var. corymbosa, 1809 nucleotides. The record is from the annotation of a GenBank genome assembly. Lineage: Eukaryota; Viridiplantae; Streptophyta; Magnoliopsida; Gentianales; Rubiaceae.
AUGCCAGAAAUAGUUUUAGCUCUGGAAGAUGAUAAGGCAAAAAGAUCUGAUCUUGAGACCUCCGAGGAUGACAAGAAAAGAGCGAGAAUCAGAUCUUUUAAGAAGAAGGCUAACAAACUCACACAUACCUUGAGGAAACGGAGUAAGAAAGUAGCUCAUUGCAGAUUUGCUUCCAUUUCAACUGAAGAGUUUCGAGAUGAAAAGGAAGCUGGAGCUGUCAAUGCAUUUCGACAAACCUUGAUUGACAAGGAUAUGCUUCCGGCUCGUCAUGAUGAUUACCAUACCAUGUUGAGGUUCUUGAGAGCAAGGAAGUUUGAUCUUGAUAAGGCUGUUCAUAUGUGGAUAGAUAUGCUCAACUGGAGGAAAGAUAAUGGAGUUGAUUCCAUCCUCCAGGACUUUGUAUAUAAUGAAUAUGAAGAAGUUCAACGAUAUUAUCCGCAUGGUUACCAUGGUGUAGAUAAACAAGGACGGCCAGUCUAUAUUGAAAGGCUUGGCAAAGUUGAUCCCAGUAAACUUAUGAGUGUCACCACAGUGGACAGAUUCUUAAAGUAUCACAUCCAAGGAUUUGAAAAAGCCUUUGCUGAGAAGUUUCCAGCAUGUUCAAUUGCAGCAAGAAGGCAUGUUGAUUCCACAACUACUAUACUGGAUGUGCAUGGACUGAACUGGAUGAGUUUUGGGAAGGUUGCACACGAAUUAGUCAUGCGCAUGCAAAAAAUAGAUGGUGACAAUUACCCUGAGACAUUACAUCAAAUGUUCAUUGUUAAUGCUGGUAGUGGAUUCAAAUUUCUGUGGAACACUGCAAAAAGCUUUCUAGACCCAAGGACUACUGCUAAGAUACAUGUUUUAGGCAACAAAUUCCAGCACAAAUUAUUAGAGACUGUCGAUGCUAGUCAACUGCCAGAUUUUCUUGGUGGAACCUGUUCAUGUGCUGGUGAAGGUGGUUGCCUCGGCUCAGACAAAGGACCCUGGAAUGAUCCAGAAUUGAUGAAGCUAGUACAUGCUUUACAAGCUAAUGAAGGUAUCUACCAAAGGAAACUCACUUGCUCUUCUGAUUGCGACGACAUUGAAAUCAUGCCAAUUCUCAAGAAGGACUUAAGCAGUGAAAUCGGUUCUCCCAUUUUAGGAUCCACAGUGCAAGCGUCAUCUUCUACCAUGAUACAGGAUCUGUCUCCAUCCAAUAAUGAAAACUCUGAGAGGAUUGCAUAUUCACGUGGCACAAUUGAACCAGAUGGUGAUGAAGCUAGAGUUCACUAUCCAAGUAAUUCAAGACAUUUGCCCACUAGCAGUGUGGAAAGAAGGCUGCCUCAAAAAUCUUUCAUAAGUAUGUUGAUGGAUUUCUUGGUGGAGUUAAUUAUGUACAUCUAUAUGGUGGUUCCCUUUUUAAGUACAUUAUUCAAAAAGAAUGAUGUGGUGAAUGAAUUGGAGAACCAGCAGAGAACAGAACUGGCAGACCAAAGGUCUCAAGGGCAAAUGAAUUCCGAGGUGAAGAAGGAGGACCUAGAUCCGUGCUGGCAAAGAUUGCAACAUUUAGAAUCUGUGGUGGCUGAACUGCUGAAUAAACCAAAACAAAUUCCUGCUGAGAAAGAAAAUGUUCUACUUGAGUCUAUGAGUCGCAUAAAGUGUAUAGAGCAUGAUUUGCAAAAGACGAAGAAAGCUUUGCUUGCAACAGCAUCAAAACAAGUGGAGCUAGCUGAGUCACUGGAAUCGUUGAGGGAUUUAAGUGUCAGAGCAACAAGCAGUUGUUGGGUUCGGGGAAGCAAGUCAACGUCACGUGGUUCCCAUCACCUACUGACAUCAGACAAAUUUUGA